UUUCUUUCAUAUGCAGGGCUGUGGCAGGGGUUAGAUCUAUUCAUGCACUGAGCCACAGCACUGAAGGUUGCCUGCUGUUGUGUGAGGAUGUGUCUCUUGGCCCUGGGUAUCCUGCUGGGGAUUCUACAGCCUUCAUCCGGGCAGUUUCCCCGAGCCUGUGCAUCUUCAGAGAGCCUGCUGAGGAAGGAAUGUUGCCCACUGUGGGCUGGGGAUGGGUCCCCUUGUGGGGAACUCUCUGGCAGGGGCUCCUGCCAGGAGAUCCUUCUGUCCCGUGCCCCACUCGGGCCGCAGUUCCCCUUCACAGGGGUGGACGACAGAGAGGACUGGCCUGCUGUGUUUUAUAACAGGACAUGCCAAUGCAACAGCAACUUUAUGGGAUUCAACUGCGGGGAGUGCAGGUUUGGCUUCUCAGGGCCCAACUGUGCCAAUAGGAGGAUGCUCAUGAGAAGAAGCAUCUUCCAGCUUAGUAGCAGAGAGAAGAAUAAGUUCCUUGCCUACCUCAACUUGGCAAAGCACACCCCCAGCCAGGAUUACGUCAUUGCCAGUGGCACCUAUGCUCAGAUGAACAAUGGCUCGACCCCCAUGUUCAGGAACAUCAACAUUUACGACCUCUUUGUCUGGAUGCAUUACUACGUCUCUCAUGACACCUUGCUAGGUGGGUCAAGCGUAUGGAGGGAUAUUGAUUUUGCCCAUGAAGCCCCAGGUUUUCUACCUUGGCAUCGACUGUUCUUGCUGCUGUGGGAACAUGAGAUCCAGAAGAUCACAGGAGAUGAGAACUUCACCAUCCCUUACUGGGACUGGCGAGAUGCCGAAGGCUGCGAUGUCUGCACCGACGAAUUGAUGGGAGGCAGACACCCCACUAACCCUCAGUUACUCAGCCCAGCAUCCUUUUUCUCCUCAUGGCAGGUAAUUUGCAGCCUAUCGGAGGAGUACAACAGCCGGCAGGCUUUAUGCAAUGCCACCAACGAAGGCCCUAUACUUCGAAACCCUGGGAACCAUGAUAAAACAAGGACACCUCGGCUCCCAUCUUCAGCGGAGGUUGAAUUUUGUCUAACGUUGACUCAAUACGAAUCAGGGUCCAUGGAUAAAUUGGCCAAUUUCAGCUUCAGAAACACUUUGGAAGGCUUUGCCAAUCCACAGACUGGAAUAGCGAACAUGUCUCAAAGCAGUUUACAUAAUGCACUUCACAUCUAUAUGAAUGGCUCAAUGUCCCAGGUACAAGGAUCUGCUAACGAUCCUAUCUUUAUCCUUCACCAUGCCUUCGUUGACAGUAUUUUUGAACAAUGGCUUAGAAGACACAGACCUCUGCGAGAAGUUUACCCAGCAGCCAAUGCACCCAUUGGCCACAAUCGUGAAAAUUACAUGGUCCCAUUUAUUCCUCUCUACAGAAAUGGAGAAUUUUUUACCCCAUCAAGGGAGUUGGGAUAUGAUUAUGAAUAUCUAGCAGACCCAGUUGACUCAUUCCAGGACUUUUUGAUGCCCUACCUGGAGCAAGCCCGUCAGAUCUGGCAGUGGUUGGUCGGAGCAGCUGUGGUUGGUGGUAUAAUUACUGCUCUGAUCACCGGACUCAUUGUUCUGGGGUGUAGGAAGAAGAGAAGGGGAAGCACGGCAGAAACACAGCCCUUACUCAUGGAAAGUGAAGAUGAUCACAAUUUGUCUUAUCAGUCAAAUUUAUAAAAGCCGUCUGUAAUCCAGCAAUGAUGUUAAGGUGCUAACUAAAUCAAGCGUGCAUUGUUUGGUACAUGUUUACAGAAUAUCUUGCUGAGAUGCACUGCCUAAGGGGUAUGGAAUGUCCUGAAUAUCAUUGCUCAUGUAACAUGCAAUACUGUACUGUAUUAUCAAAAUCUUCCCAUAGAACAUUUCCUAAUAAAAACUAAUGUGCGUUA
Messenger RNA from Chrysemys picta bellii (western painted turtle), 1886 nucleotides. RefSeq names its product tyrosinase (gene TYR). Gene Ontology annotation, biological process: melanin biosynthetic process; pigmentation. The record is from RefSeq and is a predicted model, not a curated record. Gene Ontology annotation, molecular function: tyrosinase activity. Lineage: Eukaryota; Metazoa; Chordata; Testudines; Emydidae.